This is a messenger RNA of Chaetura pelagica (chimney swift), 1338 nucleotides long. RefSeq names its product solute carrier family 17 (vesicular nucleotide transporter), member 9 (gene SLC17A9). Lineage: Eukaryota; Metazoa; Chordata; Aves; Apodiformes; Apodidae. The transcript is spliced from 13 exons. The coding region runs from base 1 to 1338 and encodes 445 amino acids. Gene Ontology annotation, biological process: transmembrane transport. Gene Ontology annotation, cellular component: membrane. The record is from RefSeq and is a predicted model, not a curated record. Gene Ontology annotation, molecular function: transmembrane transporter activity.
AUGGGGACAGGUGACAUUGGUGCCACUGCACAAGAGCGUGCAGCCAACGGGAAGAACUGGCCUGUCCAGCAGCAAUUAGCCACUGGGCCUGAGACCCGUGUCUGGACGGUGCUGCUGCUGCUGGGGACCUGCCUGCUGUACUGUGCCCGUGUCACCGUGCCCGUCUGCGCCGUCGCCCUCAGCACCCACUUCGACUGGGACAAGAAGCAGUCUGGGAUAGUGCUCAGCAGCUUCUUCUGGGGCUAUUGCUUGACCCAGAUCAUCGGAGGACACAUCAGUGAUCAAAUAGGAGGUGAGAAGGUCCUGCUCCUCUCAGCAUCAGCCUGGGGGUUCCUCACGGUCCUCACCCCGCUGCUCACCCACAUCACUUCUGCCCAUCUGGUUUUUAUGGCCUCCUCCAGGUUCCUCAUGGGGCUGCUACAAGGGGUGUAUUUCCCAUCCCUGGCCAGCCUGCUGUCCCAGAAGGUCCGGGAGAGCGAGCGAGCCUUCACCUACAGCACAGUGGGCACUGGAUCCCAGUUUGGGACACUGGUGGUCGGCGGGGCAGGGUCCCUCCUCCUGGACUGGUACGGCUGGGAGAGUGUCUUCUACUUCUCUGGUUUGCUCACUUUGCUCUGGGUUUACUGCACCUGCAAGUAUCUCCUGGGAGAGAGAGAACUCAUCAUCCCCAUAGAUUAUUUAAUGAGAAGCCUCUCACUACCCAAGCAGACCAAAGUUCCCUGGAAGCAGCUGUUUAAGAAGGCACCAAUAUGGGCUGUCAUCAUUGCUCAGCUCUCUACAGCCAGCACGUUUUUCACUCUCCUUUCCUGGCUGCCAACUUUCUUCAAGGAAACUUUCCCCGAGUCAAAGGGUUGGGUGUUUAAUGUAGUCCCCUGGCUGGUUGCAAUUCCAACAAGCCUGUUCAGUGGAUUUCUGUCUGAUCACUUAAUCAACCAGGGGUACAAAACCAUCACCAUUCGCAAGUUCAUGCAGGUCAUUGGCUCCGGUGUCUCCAGCAUUUUUGCUUUGUGCCUGGGCCAGACAUCCAGUUUUUGUAAAGCAAUAGUGUUUGCCUCUGCCUCUGUUGGACUUCAGACCUUUAACCACAGUGGGAUUUCAGUAAACGUGCAGGAUCUGGCCCCCUCAUGUGCUGGCUUGCUCUUCGGUGUUGGGAACACAGGUGGAGCCCUCCUAGGUGUCAUCUGCGUGUACUUGGCUGGCUACCUGAUUGAAACAACUGGCUCCUGGAUUUCUGUUUUCAACCUAGUGGCUGCUGUGAACAGCAUUGGCCUCUGUGCAUUCCUCAUGUUUGGAGAAGCCCAGAGAGUGGACACAGACUCUGUGUACAUGGACCUCUAG